CCCAUUUCCAAAUAACUUUAGAAUUAAUAUAGGCAGUUUUAAGACCAAAACAAAUAUUAUACAUAAACUAAAAAACUGUGACCUCUAUUUUUUGUUAUUUAAACGAAAACGGUUCAAGAUCGCCGUACCAGAGAUCAGUGCGCCAUACAAGCUCAGUGUCUAUUUCCGUUUCGUAUAGGUGUUCUUCCUGGUUUAUGUUCGCUCGAAUAAUUACAUCGCGCUAGAAAUAGCCACAAGUUUUGAAGCCAGCGGUCUUAGACAUAGAAUUUUCGUGUGCGCUUUAGUUAUGAUAUCAAUGGUUAUAUAUAGCACAGAGUGAUUUUUAGAUAUUUCUUUAGUAUUUUUUGUAAGUUAGUGGGAUGCAAAAUUUAUUGUGAAUCAGCGAGUGCAUGCAGUCCAAAAUGCCCGACUGCUGUGCCGCAGCGAAUUGUAAUCAGUGCACAGACCAGUCCAACGUUGCUUUUUUCAGGUUUCCACUAGACCCAGAGCGAUGUAAGCAAUGGUUGGAUAACUGUCGCAGACCUGAUCUUGAGACGAAAACACCAGAACAACUGCACAGACUCUAUAAGCUCUGUGCAAAACAUUUCGAGCCUUCCCUUAUAUGCAGGCAUAGUGCUCUUAGAACGGUGUUGAAGGAAGGUGCUGUUCCAACUAUAUUUGACUUCACUAGCCACCUGAACAAUCCGCAGAGCCGCAACAGGAAGCGAAUACGAGAGCCUACUGAUGAGGAGCUUGCUGCCUUGAAGAAAGCAAAAGAUGAGUGUCCUGCACCUGAAGUGAAGGAGGAGCCAGGAGAGAACAGCACUAUAUGUGAAUUGGAACCAGAACACCAAGAGAAAGAGGAUCCCUCCACAUCCAAAGCGAAGGAAACCCUGAAACUGUAUUUUAAGGAAACUCUGGCUUUCACUGGAUUCAGCAUCAGGAACGAUGCUAAGUCAAAUGCACUUGAGCCCAUGGGAGGCCACGGAGAGCUGCCCCAUCUCAACCCCAUUUGUGCAGAAAAAAUUGACCAGAAAGAAGUUCUGCAGUUCAGUGAAGACCUCAUGCGGGAAGAGAUACGUAACAGUUUGAGGUCUGCCCGUUUUUUCUCCAUCCUGUUACAGGAUGUAGCCAGCAUUGAAGGAAAAGACCAGAUACCGGUGUUCAUCAGGUCCGUCACAGUGGCAGGGUUCCCACAGAAGCACCUAAUGGGAUUCCUUCCCUGUGACGUAGACGCAGACACUUUGGCUUACAUGCUUCUCUCAGCCAUACGCAAUAAAUGGGGACUGCGAAUGGAACACUGUAGAGGGCUUACAUACCUCACCACUGGGAGCAUCUGCCAGAAGAUGAAAGACCUGUCCAGCAGGAUCCUGCGGGAGUUCCCACAGGUGGUAUUGGCACCCAGUGACCCAUACGCGUUUAACAUGUGGCUGAUCCGUUGUAUGCCAAUCAUCUCCAUCCAAAAAGUAGUAAACACUGUGGAAGAGGUCGCAAAUCUGCUGAGAAAAUCUUUGACUCUCUGGGAAAAAGUAGAAGCAAAGAUCUCGUCUCUGUAUGGCCACAUGAAAGGAGAGGUAGAUAGGAUCAAGGAGGCCUGCCAGAACCACUGGGAGUAUGGUGUUGACGCCUUCCAGACAAUGUUGGACAUUUUAGAGCCACUGCUUAGCUGCAUUAAUGAGAUGAACACAAGCGACGCGGACACUGCAGAGCAGAUGGCCAGGUUGCGGCCAGUGCUGAUGGAUUUCAGUUUCAUCAUCACUCUUGUUGUUUUAAAGAACACGUUGUGUUGUGUUAGUAUCCUCAACCCCAGUCUGAAAGGAACAAUUAGCAUCAGUAGCACUUUGCAGUACACCAUCUCGAAUGCCUUAAAGCUACUGAACAAACAGCUACAGGAGAUUGCAAUAUUCCACAGAAAAUGGUACUCUGAUGCUGUAUGUAGGGCAAAGAAGCUGGGAGUUGAAGUCUCUCUGCCAGAGAUCUCUGAAGGGAAAAGUAAAGAGGAAAUCGCUCAAAGCUCUCCAGAAGAUUUUUAUCGAGAGACAUUAAGUGCUCAGAUUCUGCAGUAUCUGAUUGAAGAAGUGAAGAAGGUGUUCAGCACCGAGAUGGUGCGGAUCCUUAGAUGGCUGUCUCUGGUGCCUUCUUACAUGGCUGACCACAAUUUCAGCAUACGUAGGGACAAAGUGGCAGAUGCUAACUUGAACAACCUCGCCAGACCUGACUCCUUUUACGAUGAGCUUGGUUGCUGGGAGGUCAAGUGGAAACAUGCAAGCAAACGCAGGAUCCUCCCCACAACAGUUUUUGGGACCUUGAAAAUUCCAGAUAUUGGAUUUUACCCCAAUGUUCAGAGCCUGCUGAAAGUCCUAGGGACCAUUCCCUGUGUAAAUGCUGAGGCAGAUGUGUAUGGACAAUAUGAUAUGGUAUUGGAUCGAUACCAUUCCUACCUGAGGGCUACACCAGAGGACCAGAGAGUUCGCAACAUGGCGUUUGUUUACGUCAAUCAAGAUGUGCACUUCAAUUUUGAAGACAUGGUUGAAUCUUUCGUCCAGAAACAUCCUGACAUAUUGCAGCAAUUGCACAUGGAGGAUGAUGUGACUGACACUCAAAUUGCAGCUUCAGAAGAUGGUGAAAGAAAUGACUUAAAAGAAGAAGUCGAGGAUACACAAGUCAUGACUUUUGUGGCUGAGGAAGAGAAAAUGGAUCAUUCAGGAUGCGCAGAGACUGAUAAAGAGGCACUGAAAGCUGCCCUGCAGGCUGCUGUGACAAUGGCAUGCAAAAGCCAAAGCAAGCAGUCUACAGAGGCCAGUGUAGAACAUGGAGGAGAUGUUGAGUAUGUGUCCAGGUCUGAAAUGAAGGAAGUUCUCUCUGUGUGCGAGGAUGCUGUGAGAGUAGGAAUUCUGUCUGAGGUUGGAAACUCUUUUUUCUCCCUCUUCAUUGAUCGCAUGGUGAAGAUGGGGGAGAAGGAGUACCUUCCCCUUUUCCUCAGGUUUGUGGAUAGCUUCGAUGUCAUGAGACUAGAGCUAAUGGGAUUUCUGGAGGCAGAUUUAGAUUGCGACACCAUGUCUGAGCGCCUGUACAACAUCAUCACCAAGGAGUGGAACCUGGAUUUGAACUACUGUAGAGGUCAGGCCUACCUAGGAUCUGGUGAUGUGUCCUAUAAAUUGAAGGCAUUUGCAUGCAAAGUUCAGGAAAAGUACCCGCUUGCAAUCUGCACACACAGUUCUUGCUACUCCUUUAAUACAUGGUGGUCCAGAUCCAUACCUGUACCAGCAAUUACAAGAGCCCUGGACACUGUGGAUGAGGUUGUGCUCUUCUUUAGCAGUGAGCCUGCACUGGAAAAACAGUUGGAUCAGGUGAUAGCUCAGGGUCUGAGGGAGAGCUAUGAAAAAAUUCAAGAGUUGCAGGGGAGGUUUUGUUCCCUUUGGCUUGAAAAACAUGACUCCUAUGAAGUUUUUGUGCAGAUGUUGGAGCCCUUAGUUGCAUGUUUGGAGAAAAUUAAGAACAACAAGCCACAAAGGUGGAAGGCCAGUACCUCUGAAAGAGCAGACAGAUUAUUAGGCUUGAUAAGGGACUUUGAUUUCAUUGUGCCUAUGGUUGCCCUGAAGAAUGCCUCUUCCUUCACAAAAGAGCUGAGCUCUGGGCUCCAAAAGGAUCACUUUAGUGCAGCAUCUCAGCUGUGUCAAAUAAGUGGCAUUGUUGCCACCCUCAAUAGAGUGAAAACCAACAUUAAGGUGUUCCAUCAGAAUUGGUUUGAUGAAGCAUGUGCUGUGGCACAAAGUCUCAGCGUGCAAAUAAAAGUGCCUGAAAAUGCUCCCAUGCCCAGGGAUGGUAUGUUGAAACCAGCUACAUAUUACAAAGAUGCACUGAGUGUCCCACUUGUGGAUAAUCUCAUCACUGCUGUGAAGGAUCAUUUCUCUGAUGAUCACAAGGAAGCCUUGAACUUCCUCUCUCUGGUCCCUUGCUCUGUAACUGUGAGUUACAUGUUUGAAAUUCUCAAGUCCAAACCUCCUCUCUAUAGCAGUGAUCUUCCAGACCCUGAAAACUUCUUCACAGAACUGUGCUGCUGGAGGGUGAAGUGGAAGACUAAAGUAGUGACCGUAACUAUCCCGGACACCAUCUUUCAGACACUUCGCCUUCCCGUCAUGCAGUACUUUGGAAACAUCAACACCUUGCUGAGGAUCAUGUGUGUGUUACCCAGCACAGCGCUGGAGCACUGUGGAGAAACUAUGCGUCACAAGAUGUUUCAAGAUUACCUGAGGGAAACCCCCAGUAAGGAAAGAUCUCCAUGCUUAGCUAUGCUGCAAGUGGCAACCAGCUUCAGCAGAGAUUUAGACAGGAUGGUUGCACAGUGCUUGAAGAUUACCCCAAAGGCCCUGGAGGGACUCUGCCUGGAUAAAGAAUCCAAAAGUCUGGUGAAGCAUGCAGAAACUAAUAUGGAGGUGGAAUACCCCAAAGAGGGCAUGCAAGAUUCUGAAACACAACAAUCCUCUGACAAAAAGGAAGACCAGCCAUCAAACAUCGUAGAUGCAAACGGGCAUUCAGGAGAUAACCGGCAUAGUUUGGAUAUUGUAUUCAGACUGGCCACAAAACUGGCAAGAAAGAACUGUUCAUUUUCAGAACUUUCUAAGGAAGACCAAGAGCUGCUCCUGCAGGAUCUGACCAUGUGCCAUUGGGCAGGAGGAGAUGGCCAGUGUUUGUCUAGUACUGAAGCAAGGGAAAUCCUUGAUGGUCUUGUGAAAUCCAUCAGGCAAGCAAUACUCUCUGAAGCUCAGGAAUCCCCUUUCUUUUCUCUCAUCACAGAUAAAGUUGCUACAAUUGCUGAUAAAAAGUACAUACCCACCUUCAUAAGAUAUGUAACCAAUUGUGUACCUAAGGUAGAACUACUGGGUUUCCUGCCCUUUGAUGAAGGAAGUGAUAGUGAUACACAGUCAAAGAGCUUUGAGACAGUUCUUACGGAAGACUGGGGACUUCAAAUGAACCUUUGUCGUGGGCAAGCCUACAUGCGCUCGGGUGCUGAGAGUCUGGGCCUGAAGAAGUUGUCCUCGAACCUAUUAGAAAGAAACCCACUGGCAAUGAACACUCCCAGUGAGUCAUGUGGACUUGCCCACUGGCUAGUAGGAAGUCUGCCAUGCCCACCUGUCACCAAAGUGCUGGAAAUAGUGGAGGAUCUACUGAUGUUUUUUGACCAAUCACCAAGACUAGAGGGAGAGCUCGCACAGGCUGUAGAUGGUUUGUUGAACACACCUAGAGAAGCCUUGGCUGAAAUUCCAGAAACCUGCUGUUCAAGGUGGAAGAAGAGAGAAGACUUUUUUGACAUUUUCGUUGAAACACUGGAAGGGGUGCUGAGCUGCUUGGAUUCAGUGAGCAGCAAUGUUGGUGGCAUUUGGAGUAACACCAUGUCAGUACAUGCAGGCAUACUGGCACAGAUGGUUAGAGAGGCAGAUUUUGUGAUCACACUUGUGAUUCUGAAGAACGCCUGCGCUCCACUCCGAAACUGCAGCACAGUGUUCCGGUGUGGUAAUCCUGCUGACAUCAUCUGUGAAGUGGAUAAAGUGGCGUCAAUUAUAGAGUCUUUGAAUAAUGCUCUAGAAAACAUAAAAGUGGUCCACUCUCCUUGGUUUGAAGAGGCUGCUCAGCUAGCCACCAAGGUGGCCUCAGGACAGGUCUGUUACCCAGAGGAAUCCAGCAAGUAUGAGUCACUUGAAGUGUACUACAGGGAAACCUUGAGCAUUCCUGUUUUGGCCUCGCUGAUGGAGGAACUAAAGUACAACUUUUCAGAAAGUCAUCUGAAUGCACUGAAGAUCUUAUCUCUGCUUCCAACAUGCAACCCACAGGCUGUUGUCACAGAGUUUUCAGAGAAGCUACCAAAUAUCAAAUAUCUUCAGAUGGACCUUCCUGAGCCAGACACAGUUGGACAGGAUAUCAGUAACUGGGCAAAUUUUUGGAAAGAGAAAUGUGUGGAGGUUUCUCCCCCUGCCUCUAUAUCUGAGACACUGCUGCACCCUGAAUCAAAAGACCACAUCAAUGUAGGCACUCUACUGAAGAUAGUGGCUGUAUUGCCGAGUGUAAGCAUGGAGUGCGAUCUCAUGAAAACAACUCUGAAUGCCAUGAGGGCUUUCCUGAAAAACAGUGUCUGUAAGAAUAACAAAAUGGACAUGAUGAUGCUCCACAUGCAUCCCACAACUGUUCGAGCUUUGGAAGAAGUAAUCAACAAGUGCAUUGAUCUGGACCCAGAGAAACGUUCAUAUCUUCUUCAGGUACUAAAUCUAGUUCAAAGCCUGCACCUGGAAAGUGAACUGGGAUUUGUAGAGGAGAACAAUUCCUCUGAAGAGCCCAGAGGCUUGCAGUUGGCCUUGACUAAUAUGGUUGAACAGCACACUGCAGACAAACAAGCUGGGGACAACGGUCAGAGAACAGUCAUGUCUUUCUACAGUCCAUCUGUAAGAGAAGAAAUCCUGAAGGAACUGUGGGAUUCCCAGUUUUUCACCAUCAUUACAGAGCAGGUGACAGACAUCGAAGGUGAAUGCUACAUUCCUGUUUGUGUGAGAUACUUGGAUAAACAGGAUACUCAGUGUGAAGAGACGGUGGCCUUUGUCCCCUACAACGAGGACCCUGUGACCUUUGCAGAUGCCAUGGAGACAGUGCUGUCAGAGAAGUGGGGGCUCAACAUGGAGUUCUGCAGAGGACAGACUGUGCUGAGCACUGGGAGUGUUGGGUCUCAGAUGAGAUCUGUUUCUGCUGUUGUUUCACAGAAGUAUCCUUUGGCAGCACGCACCGUCAGCUCCUCCGUGUCUCUCAAUGUGUGGCUGGCCAGGUCCUGUUCUGUGCUGAGCAUAGCUCACAGCGUGGCUGCUAUAGAGAAGAUCUUACAGUGGUUCAGUGAUGAUGCAGUGCUACAGGCUAAGGUAGAGGACAUGAUUGCUUGGAUGUUCCCACAGGAUGAGGGCAAGGGAAAUGAGCUGAGGGACAAGUUGAUAAGUGAGUGGGACAAGAGUCAUGAUAUGUUUGAAAUCAUGGUGGAGCUACUGGAAGUGCUCAUGCACAGUUUGAAGGAAAUGACAAGAAACCAAAAGGUUGACUCUGAGACAAGCCAGGCCCAGAUCUUUUUCAACGUCAUUAGAGAUUUUGAGUUUGUCUUUGCAGUUGUGGUACUGAAGAAUGUCUUGGGCAUUACCAAAAACCUUAGUCAGAGUUUACAAGGAAAGGCCUUAGAGGUGCUUUCAGCUGUGAAUUCCUUGCCAGCUCUUAUGGCAUCCUUGGAUGAAGUGAAGAGGAAUAUUGAUGCCCACCAUGAUACUUGGUUCAGAGAAGCUGUGGCACUAGCUACGAAACUACAGAUUCGGUUGUUGCACCCUGUGGUAGAAGAACCACUGAGCAACCAUUACAAAAAUACUGUGAGUCUUAAGAUGGUAGAGCAUGCCAUCACUGAGGUCACAGAACUCUUUUCAGAACAUGCCCUUAGCGCCAUGAGAUGUCUGACGAUUGUGCCUUACGUCAUGUCAAAAAUGGAGGGUGGUUGCAUGAAAGACGAUGUGACCUGCAUUUACAAAGAGGAUCUUCCUGAUAUUGGCUCGCUAGAUACUGAACUGAUCACAUGGAAUAUCAAGUGGAAGGACCCCAUUGCUGGCUACCUGCCCGCUACUGUGCUGGAUACAUUGAAGGUGUCUGACAUAAGAUGUUUUUGUAAUAUUGAAACACUCUUGAGGAUCUUGGUUGUCUUGCCAUUCUCAAGAAAGGAGAGUACAUUCCGGCAAGGGAAAAAAAGCCUUCAGGCAUUCAUGCAACAAAAGGAAAGGUUCCUCUCAGAGCUGUUUUCUCUGUAAAGAUUGACUGACAUCAUCAGCUUACAUGUCCAUUACCUAGGAUUACAUUAGUUUGUAAUAUAGUGUUGACCAACUGACCCAACUUCCUAGGCUAGGAUAAAAUUUAACUUUAGGCUUCUGUACCUUUUUUAAUAAAAGAAAAUAAUUUACCUCUCCUGUAUGACAAGUAUAAACUAUUUUUAUUUUUUGUUGUUGCUGUUCCUUGCUUUUUAUUUCACUUUGUAGUUAAAUGAAAAGAGGCUGCCUGAUGGGACCAAUGCAUUGCCAAAAACUGCCCAUGGUGGGCUCCUAAUGUUUGUGUGCCUUAAAGGUCUUUGUGCAAAUUCGCAUGUCAGCCCUGAACAUUUGGAUUGAAAUGUAUCUAAAACAGAGGCAGUCCCUUCAGGCUUUGAAAGUUUCUCAGCAUCCAUCUGAACUUUGAAGAUUAUAUCGCUGUUAAUCAUGAAAUACAGGUGGAUAAGUUGUUGAAUCAGGAAAAAAAAAAACUGUGCAUCAAUAACUGUCAAUGAAAAGGAAACUAGCGUUCUCACGUGUCAGCAAAACUGCUAAGAUGCUUGUCAGCGUUGUUUCAUGCUGUUGUAGAAUUGUCUCCAAAGGCACAAGUUAAAAUGCUUUGUUAUAUCAGUUAGAUGUUUUACUAUUCACUUGAUUUCUUAGUUUUGUUUAUUUAGGGGAUUAGAAUGAAUUUAUGUAAACACUUCUCUACCCCCAUAAGA
Molecule: messenger RNA, 8515 nt
Organism: Megalops cyprinoides (Indo-Pacific tarpon)
Lineage: Eukaryota; Metazoa; Chordata; Actinopteri; Elopiformes; Megalopidae
Exons: 11
Coding region: 390-7799 (2469 amino acids)
Source: RefSeq, a predicted model, not a curated record